AGAGGACACGUGUUGUAAUUGUGUCGCUCCCAUGACAAAAAAAACCGGUGAAGAGUCUUUUGUUUCUCUAUCUCUCCCUCUCUGUGUUGCUCCCGAUGAAGAAAAUAGCUUGCAGCCAACUGGAAUUGAAAUGUGAAGAGAGAGUUAAGAGGCAUCAAGGAACGGAGAAAGAUGAUGAGAAGAGAAGCAGGAGAAGUGAGAAGAAGAAGGAAAAGAAAUCUCACAAGCACCACCGAUCAAGUACAUCGAAGAAGUCGAAGGAUGAUAAGCACAAAAAGAAAGACGCAGAAGGUGACCACAUAUAUGGUGGCUCUUUGAUGGAACAGAGAACUUUAAGAAUCACAUUUGUCUUGGCAGGUGUUGAGAUUGUAAUUGCUACACCUGGUCGUUUGAUUGAUAUGUUGGAGUGCCAACACACUAACUUGAAGAGGGUGACUUACCUUGUGUUGGAUGAGGCUGACAGAAUGUUAGACAUGGGAUUUGAACCACAAAUCAGAAAGAUUGUAUCUCAGGUUUGCUUUUACUUCGUCCAAAGCUAUCACAUAUAGCUUUUAUAUCUGAGCAUUUGUAUUCUGCUACUAAAAACCUUAUGAUCUCAAUAGACAUUGUCAUUUAUAAUUUUUUUUUAAAAACCCUUAAUCGAGUUCUUA
Messenger RNA from Brassica oleracea var. oleracea, 650 nucleotides. Its product is annotated as probable ATP-dependent RNA helicase ddx17. NCBI's taxonomy places the organism in Eukaryota, Viridiplantae, Streptophyta, Magnoliopsida, Brassicales, Brassicaceae. Gene Ontology annotation, molecular function: RNA binding; RNA helicase activity; ATP binding. The record is from RefSeq and is a predicted model, not a curated record. The transcript is spliced from 4 exons. The coding region runs from base 96 to 548 and encodes 150 amino acids.